AUGGUUGAGUUUAGGAAGUGUAGUCCUCCUCAGUUUAGAGGUGAUGCAGAUCCGGAUGUGGCUGAUCACUGGAUUUGCGAGUUGGAGAAGAUAUUCUCAGUUUUAGGUUGUUCAGAGGAGCGAAAGCUUGCUUAUGCAGUGUAUAUGUUGACAGGAGAGACAGAGUAUUGGUGGAGAGGUAUUAGUCAGAUGAUGUUUGACCGUGGAGUGGUUGUGGACUGGGUGUGCUUCAAGAGGGCCUUCCUCGAGAAGUACUUCCCAGAGAGUGCGAAGGUUGUGGAGCGGCUAGAGAGCGUCGGCAAGUCAACGAAGACUGUUGGUGGGCCAGUUAGGUCCAAGAGUUGUAGUGGUUCUCAGAGAAAGCCUUAUGAUAGGCCCCAAUCUCAGCAAGGGGGUCCUAUCACAAGGAAACCUACUAACAUAGCUAGGAGUGGGGGUCAGAGUGGAGCUGCUACUCUCAGAUGUUAUAGAUGUGGAGGAGCUCACACAAUCAGAGAAUGUUCCCAUCCGGGGAAUGUUUGCUUCAGAUGUGGCAGGCCAGGUCACAUCUCUAGAGAUUGUCAGACACCGUCGACUUUAUCUGGGAGUGCCCCGAGGCCACCCAGGCCUACAGCUGCGGGAAGAGUGUUUGCAUUGUCAGGUGCAGAGGCUUCCACUUCAUUAGACUUGGUGAAAGGGAAAGGGAAGGCAGCAGUAUCUACAUUGCAUGUUGAUUUGUCUAUGUCUACUCUGGCUUUAGUUUCUAUGGUGACGUCAGAGAUUAUGGUGAGGCCACAGUAUGAUCAGAUAGCUAGGGCCAUGGAGAUGAUGGCCAUGGCGAUGCAGUAG
Molecule: messenger RNA, 828 nt
Organism: Cajanus cajan (pigeon pea)
Lineage: Eukaryota; Viridiplantae; Streptophyta; Magnoliopsida; Fabales; Fabaceae
Source: RefSeq, a predicted model, not a curated record